Stegodyphus dumicola is the source of this 1257-nucleotide messenger RNA. RefSeq names its product peptidyl-prolyl cis-trans isomerase B. Gene Ontology annotation, biological process: protein folding; protein peptidyl-prolyl isomerization. Gene Ontology annotation, molecular function: peptidyl-prolyl cis-trans isomerase activity; cyclosporin A binding. Lineage: Eukaryota; Metazoa; Arthropoda; Arachnida; Araneae; Eresidae. Gene Ontology annotation, cellular component: intracellular membrane-bounded organelle; cytoplasm. The record is from RefSeq and is a predicted model, not a curated record.
CGGCGUCUGCAAAGAUAUCCACCUAUCUAGUUAGGAUUUCUUGAUGUAUGAUUUGUAUCAGGAAUUGAAGACGUGGUGUUUGAUGAUUUCCUGAUAGUAAAUUUAUAAAACAUACACAAAAUGUUGAAAUUAUUUAUUAUUUCUGUGUGCUGUAUUUUAUUGAUAAGUAUAAGUGAUGCUCAGAGUGAUGAAAAAAAGCAGCCUAAAGGACCAAAAGUGACAGAUAUGCUUUAUUUUGAUAUAACAAUUGGAGGAGAAGCUGCUGGACGUAUUGAAAUUGGCUUGUUUGGGAAAACAGUACCAAAGACUGUUAAAAAUUUUGUUGAACUAUGUACAAAGCAUAAAAAUGAACCUGAAGCUGAAGACAAAAUUGUUGGAUAUAAAGGAUCCCUUUUCCAUAGAGUUAUUCGUGAUUUCAUGAUACAAGGUGGAGAUUUUACAAACGGGGAUGGAACUGGAGGUCGCAGCAUAUAUGGGGAUCGUUUCCCAGAUGAAAAUUUUAAGCUGAAGCAUUAUGGAGCUGGAUGGUUAUCCAUGGCAAAUGCUGGAAAGGAUACUAAUGGGUCACAGUUUUUCAUUACAACAAAGAAGACUCCAUGGUUAGACGGAAGACAUGUUGUCUUUGGGAAAGUUGUGAAAGGAAUGAGUGUUGUUAGGAAGAUUGAAAACACCAAAACUAACAGCAGUGAUCGACCGAUCAAAGAUGUAAUUAUUGCUGACUGUGAUACAAUUCCAGUUGAAACACCAUUUUCAGUGACAAAAGAAGAUGCAACAGAGUAAUUCCUAGAAUUGCAGCAGUAAUUUGUAUGGAAAACAUACUUAGUAUUUUUGUUAUUAAAAAUGAAACAUUUUUGUAAAAAAAAAAAAUCCUGUUUCCCUGUUUGAUAGAAAAACUUUGAUAGAAAAUGCGAGUUUAUUAAGUGCAUUUAUAAAAACUGUAUAUAUGCAAAGAUACAUGCUAAUUUUUCAGUCUUUUCCAUUAUUGUUACUCAGGAAGUUUUUUUUACAUGAAAUAUAAAAAUACUGAAACAUGUUGGUUGAGCAUUUUGCCUCCAUUGAGUAAAAAUGUUACUGAAAUAUAUAUGUUAGUUGAGUAUUUUGUCUCCUUUGAGUAAAAAUGUUAACAAUUAUGAAAAUUAAAUAUUUAAUACUUAUAGUAAUGUAAUUAUUUCUAUUUUUCAUAUGACAGUUUUGUGACCAUCACUUUAAUUUAAAAUAAAAUAUAGUAUUUUCAAUAAAGCAUGCUCUUCUUCCUGA